Dipodomys spectabilis (banner-tailed kangaroo rat) is the source of this 2019-nucleotide messenger RNA. Its product is annotated as semaphorin-4D-like. Gene Ontology annotation, biological process: neural crest cell migration; positive regulation of cell migration; negative regulation of axon extension involved in axon guidance. The record is from RefSeq and is a predicted model, not a curated record. NCBI's taxonomy places the organism in Eukaryota, Metazoa, Chordata, Mammalia, Rodentia, Heteromyidae. Gene Ontology annotation, molecular function: chemorepellent activity; semaphorin receptor binding. The transcript has 14 exons. Bases 1 to 2019 code for a protein of 672 amino acids.
AUGAGCCUGCCUGCUGAAGACACACCACAUGUGGACCUCUACCCCAAAAGAAUGUGUGGCCCCAUCAGAGGGCUGCUUCUGGCAUUAGUGGUGGAAUUUGGGACGGUGGUGGCAUUUGUAUCCAUACCCCGGAUGACCUGGGAGCUUGGAGAAGUAGAACUGAUGCAGUUUCAUGAGCCAGGCAUAUCCAACUACUCAGAGCUGCUGCUGAACAAGUACAAGGACAUAUUGUAUGUGGGCGCCCAGGAGGCCAUCUUUGCACUGAAUGCACUCAACAUCUCCCAGAAGCAGCUGGAGGUAUACUGGAAGGCCUCAGAUGAGACAAAAGCAGAGUGCAUAGAAAAAGGCAGAUCAAAAGAGACAGAAUGCCUCAACUAUGUUCGGGUGCUUCAUCAGUUUACCUCAACCUUCCUUUACGUGUGUGGGACAAAUGCGUUCAAGCCCCUGUGUCAGUUCCUGAACUUAACAGCCUUUGACUUUUUGUGGAUAAAGAAAGAUGGCAGAGGAAAAUGUCCCUUUGACCCUACACACACUUAUACAUCUACCAUGGUAGAUGGAGAGCUUUAUGCUGGGACAACAUACAAUUUUUUGGGAAGCCAGUUCAUAAUCUCCAGAAACUAUUUCUACAGUCAUCUGCAAACAGAGUCUGACAUCCCAUGGCUACAUGAGCCUAACUUUGUCCAUGCUGAUGUGAUAAGAAAUAGCCCUUUCGACAACAAGGAUGAUGGUGACAAGGUGUACUUCUUCUUCACUGAAUUGUCUGUGGAGUAUGACUUUCUUCUCAACUUACAGGUCCCCCGCAUUGCAAGAGUGUGCGUGGAUGACCAAGGUGGCCAGAAAAUCUUGCAGAAUAAGUGGACAUCCUUCCUGAAGGCCAAGCUACUCUGCUCCCAGCCAGACAGAGGCCUGAUCUUCAACAUAUUGAAAGAUGCCUUUGUACUACGCCACCUAAGAGCCAAGGAACCUGUUAUCUAUGCACUCUUUAUGCCCCAACUGAACAAUGUGGGUCUGUCUGCAGUCUGCACCUAUGCCCUGUCCACGGUGGAGGCAGUAUUCUCUCGUGGAAAGUACCUGCAGAAAUUCCGUGUGGAUUCCUACCCCAAGUGGGUUAUUUACCAUGGUGAGGUGCCCACACCUCGGCCUGGAAUGUGCAUCAACAGUGAGACACGGGCAGCCAACUACAACAGCUCUUUGGAUUUACCAGACAAAACACUGCUGUUCGUCAGAGACCACCCUUUGAUAGAAGAGUCAGUAACUCCAAUAGGCAACAGACCCAUAUUAGUAACAAAAGAUGUGAACUACACCCAGAUCGUGGUGGACAGGACCCUGGCCCUGGACAAGAACUUCUAUGAUGUCAUGUUUAUCGGCACAGCACGGGGCACCCUGCACAAAGCUGUCCAACUGGAGAAGGGCAUGCACAUCAUUGAGGAAACACAACUUUUCAGGAACUCUGAGCCAGUCCAAAACCUCUUGCUGUCCUCAAAGAAGAACAUCAAGUUUGUCUAUGCCAGCUCCAACUCAGGAGUGGUCCAGGUCCCUCUGGCCUUCUGUCGGAAGCACAGCAGCUGUGGGGAGUGUGUGCUGGCGCGGGACCCCUACUGCGCCUGGAGCCCCUCUGAGCAUGCCUGUGUGGCUCUCUCUGAGGCUCUGAACUGCACCAGGAGGACCUGCAUUCAGGACAUGAGUGGUGAUGUGUCUUCAUGCCCACCUGAAAUUAUAGAAAAUUAUCAGAAGAAUACUUACAAACAGCAUUGUACAGCAUACUUAACAUGCGAUGCAAAGUCCAACAAGGCCCAAAUACUGUGGAAGUUCUACAAUGAGACAAUGAACCCUAAGAGACCCAAGUAUGUUUUUGAGAAAAGGAAAAACCUGAUCAUCUUCAACCUGACUGAGAGAGACAGCGGGGUGUACAGCUGCCUGUCAGUGGAGAAGAUUGGCAACACUACAGUCUCCCGCAUGCUGAAGAGCUAUUUCCUGGAAGUGAAGCAUGACCCAAACCCUGACUGCUACAAAAUAUAG